AGUCCCUAGACGUUAUAGUUUAAAACAAAGCAAAUAAUAAUAAUCUAAAAAUAGCGCAACACCAUUACUAUUUCGGGCACAUAAAUCACGAUUAUUACCAGUUUUCGUUUAGUUAUCGUUUUAAUAUGAACCAGAAAGAAAGCGCCACACGCACUCCUAAGAUCAACAGUUCUCGCACCCGCAGCCUGAGCGGCCUUCAGUCCCCGGACCAGCUGGACGAGGACUGUUUCAGCAAUUACUCGCGUGCCUCCACCCACAGCGAGCAGAUCCAGCCCAGGUCGCGCCAAUCAUCGCAGGAUCCACCCAUCCGCGUACGUGAUAUGAUCAAUUUGUAUAACUUUGCAACGGAAAAGAAUCAGGAGCUAUCGCACGCCAAGUCGAUUUACUUUGGACAGCGCGGCAGUUCCAAAAAUCUGAAUACAGAGGGAGCUCUGAACGAAAACGACGAACCGGAGAUGGGGGACCAAUUGGAAAACGAAUGCCUAAGUAACAUGGGACUAGAUCAUGACAAUAACAACAGUGUCAGCAGCUGCCGUCUGAAUCCAUCGGCGCCCAAUUUUCGUGUCACCACCACCGAUGGACAGACAUCGGUGCGUCAGACAACCGAGAAAGGCGCAGAGCCAGUCGCUGAUUCUGUGGAGAAAUCGUAUCAAAGCAAGACCACCAUACGGCGCACUGAGCAGGGGGUACGCAUUAUUAUUGAUAUAUUUUUUGACAAAAACAAUGCGGCCAGCUGCGUCGAUAUGGUAGGCAGUCGUGUGGAAACGGACAUACCAGAGAGUCGUAUCUUGGCCGACUUUCAGCAGCAGGCUCUGGCCUUGAAUGUACAGCCGAGCGAUACAAAUGUUUAAGAGAGUUUUGCAUGUUUUUCAACCAACGCUUUGGUACAAAAUUUUAGUUAAGUAUACGCCGCAUGUGACAAACGUAUUGAAUUGUUGCACAAAAUGACAAAAAUAAAGAAAAAUAAAAGCGCGCGUCUUUCCUUCAAA
This is a messenger RNA of Scaptodrosophila lebanonensis, 989 nucleotides long. RefSeq lists its product as uncharacterized. Bases 126 to 851 code for a protein of 241 amino acids. NCBI's taxonomy places the organism in Eukaryota, Metazoa, Arthropoda, Insecta, Diptera, Drosophilidae. The transcript is spliced from 3 exons. The record is from RefSeq and is a predicted model, not a curated record.